CUUAGGUUCUUAGGAAUAAAGCUUAGGGUUAUUACUUUUUAAGUAUUCUCGUGAAUGAAGUUAGAGUUACUAUUUCAAAAUAUAAUUGACAAUUUUGCUGCUUGUGGCAAUAAGGUAGCAGUUGCAGUAUCUGGCGGAAUAGAUAGCAUAGUUUUGCUGCAUUUAAUAAUUAAUUGGACGAGGAAAAAGAAUUUUUCACUUCCUACAGCAUUAAUUGUAGAUCAUAGGUUGCGUCCAGAAUCUCAGGAAGAGGCUAAUUUUGUUUCAAAUUAUGUAAAACAACUUGGGGUAGAGUCAUUUAUAUUAAAUUGGGAAAGGCAAAGUAUUGCAGGCAAUAUUCAAUCCCAAGCAAGAAAAGCACGGUAUAGAUUACUAACAGAAUGGUGCACAAACAAUAAUAUUGAAUAUCUAUUUGUUGCUCAUCAUAGAGAUGAUCAAGCGGAAACAUUUUUGCUGAGAUUAGAACGCGGUAGUGGCAUAGAUGGACUAUCAUCUAUGGACUACAAGUCUUUUUCUCACGGUAUUUGUAUACUAAGACCGUUAUUAGAUUUUAGCCGCAGUGAUAUUGAAAAGUAUGCAAAGUUUUAUCAACUAAAGUGGGUUGAAGAUAGAAGCAAUCAAAAUUUAAAAUAUAAACGCACUUUGUAUCGUAACUUACUUAAUGCAAGUGAUAACCAAGACAUUUUAACGCAACGAAUAUGUCUUUCUGCUCUUCACAUGAAAAGGGCUGUACAAGCGUUAAUGUACUAUACAAGACUUGCUUUUGAUAAUUGUGUUAAUAUACAUGAUCUUGGCUACAUUGAAAUCAAACCCAAUGAAUUUUAUAAAUUACCGGAGGAAAUAGUUCUCAGAGUUUUUCUUUAUUCCAUUAUGGCAAUUGGCAAUAGACGCUAUAAACCACGAUAUAAUAGUCUGACUUUCAUAUUUAAUAAAAUAUUGUACAAAGAUUGUGAUAUCGACCUCACUUUUUCUGGAUGUAAAAUAAAGAAAUACGGAGAAAACAUCUUAAUCAUCAGAGAAUCAUCAAAGAUAGAAGCAGUAUCUGUAAAUUUACCUGACAAUAAACCUAUACAAUGGGACAAUAGAUUCAGUUGUACAAUACUUGGAAGUCACAAAUGUCAAGUAACUAUUGCUCCAUUAAAGAAGACACAAAAAAUCCCUAAAUCUUUGAGGAAAUACAGCUGUUGUCCUGAGGUUUUAUAUUCUUUACCUGUAGUACAAAAGGAUGAAAAAAUACUGGCAUAUCCUUACAUGCAUCAUAACACUGAUAAUGUAGCAAAGUAUAUUAUUAGCUGCACAAUAAGAGAAAAUUUGAUUAACCAUUUAUUAACUUGA
Cinara cedri is the source of this 1335-nucleotide messenger RNA. Lineage: Eukaryota; Metazoa; Arthropoda; Insecta; Hemiptera; Aphididae. The record is from the annotation of a GenBank genome assembly.